Messenger RNA from Drosophila mauritiana, 3169 nucleotides. It is a transcript of the gene clumsy, whose product is annotated as glutamate receptor ionotropic, kainate 2. Gene Ontology annotation, cellular component: postsynaptic membrane; plasma membrane. Gene Ontology annotation, molecular function: glutamate-gated receptor activity; transmitter-gated monoatomic ion channel activity involved in regulation of postsynaptic membrane potential. The record is from RefSeq and is a predicted model, not a curated record. Lineage: Eukaryota; Metazoa; Arthropoda; Insecta; Diptera; Drosophilidae. Gene Ontology annotation, biological process: modulation of chemical synaptic transmission; synaptic transmission, glutamatergic; monoatomic ion transport. The coding region runs from base 1 to 3009 and encodes 1002 amino acids. The transcript has 11 exons.
AUGUUUUUCCUAUUCCUCACUCACUUUCUUCUGAUCGCGCUGCCAGUCCUCGCAGACAUUGACAGAAGUCAGUUUAUGGUGGGUAGCAUCUUCACAUCAGACAAAGAUGAGUCGGAAAUCGCAUUCCGAACAGCGGUGGACCGUGCAAACAUAUUGGAGCGGAACGUAGAGUUGGUUCCAAUUGUGGUGUAUGCUAACACCGAUGACAGUUUCAUCAUGGAAAAAAUGGUGUGCAAUUUAAUUUCGCAAGGAGUAAUCGCCAUUUUUGGACCCAGCACAGGCAGCAGUUCAGACAUAAUUGCCUCAAUAUGCGACACACUCGAUAUUCCGCACAUAGUAUAUGACUGGAUACCCAAUGAAUCCAUCCCAGAUCGAGAACACUCUACAAUGACCCUCAAUGUUCAUCCCGAUAACCUCUUGUUGUCCCAGGGGCUGGCGGAGAUUGUGCAGAGCUUUGCCUGGCGUAGCUUUACAGUUGUCUAUGAGACUGACAAGGAGCUUCAACAACUUCAGGAUAUUUUGCAAGUCGGUGAGCCCAGCAGCAAUCCAACCACAGUAAAACAACUGGGGCCGGAUGACGACCACCGGCCAUUUUUAAAGGAAAUCAAACUCUCCACCGAUAACUGCCUCAUCCUACAUUGUGCCCCCGACAAUCUAUUAAAAAUAUUGCAACAGGCAAAUGAGCUGAAAAUGUUGGGCGAGUAUCAGAGCGUUUUCAUACCGCUCCUAGACACCCAUUCCAUCGAUUUCGGUGAACUUUCCGGGGUCGAGGCCAACAUAACUACGGUUCGACUAAUGGAUCCAUCCGACUUUCACGUUAAAAAUGUAGUGCACGACUGGGAAGAACGCGAAAAACGGGAGGGACGCUACUUUAAAGUCGACCCAAAUAGAGUGAAGUCCCAAAUGAUUCUGCUCAAUGACGCCGUUUGGCUCUUUUCUAAAGGACUUACCGAACUCGGAAUCUUCGAGGAGCUCACCGCUCCCGAUCUAGAAUGUAGGCGAAAAAAACCGUGGCCAUUUGGUAAACGCAUUAUUGAGUUCAUAAAGGCGCGGUCCGAGGAGACUUCGACGGGACGAAUUGACUUUAAUGAGAAUGGACAAAGAAGCUUUUUCACCCUGCGUUUUAUGGAGUUAAACUCUGAUGGCUUUUUGGACUUAGCCACUUGGGAUCCAGUGAACGGAUUGGAUGUGCUUAAUGACGACGAAGAGAGCGAGAAGAGAGUUGGACAGAAGCUGUCGAACAAAACAUUUAUUGUGUCCUCACGCCUGGGAGCCCCAUUCCUUACGCUUCGAGAGCCCCAGGAAGGUGAAGUCCUGACGGGAAAUUCCCGUUACGAGGGAUACUCUAUAGACCUAAUCAACGAAAUUGCCAAAAUGCUGAACUUUAAGUUCGAAUUCCGAAUGUCCCCCGACGGCAAAUACGGCGCUCUAAAUAAGGUGACCCAGACCUGGGAUGGCAUAGUGAGGCAACUGAUUGAUGGGAAUGCUGACCUUGGAAUCUGCGAUUUGACAAUGACAUCAUCCCGACGUCAGGCAGUUGACUUUACACCUCCAUUCAUGACCCUAGGAAUCAGCAUACUGUUUUCGAAGCCUCCCACACCACCCACUGACUUGUUUUCGUUUUUAUCUCCAUUCUCCUUGGAUGUGUGGAUCUACAUGGGCUCCGCAUAUCUCUUCAUCUCCCUUCUUUUGUUUGCAUUGGCUCGCAUGGCGCCCGACGACUGGGAAAACCCUCAUCCUUGCAAGGAACCCGAAGAAGUGGAGAACAUAUGGUCGAUUAUGAACACUACAUGGCUCUCGAUAGGCUCAUUGAUGGGGCAAGGCUGUGACAUUUUACCGAAGGCUGCCUCAACCAGGUUGGUCACUGGAAUGUGGUGGUUCUUCGCACUAAUGAUGCUGAAUUCCUACACGGCUAAUCUGGCUGCCUUUCUAACCAAUUCUCGGCAGGCGAACUCCAUCAACAGUGCCGAGGAUCUGGCUGCUCAAAGUAAAAUUAAAUACGGGGCUAUGGCUGGUGGUUCCACAAUGGGGUUCUUUCGGGACUCAAACUUUAGCACUUACCAGAAGAUGUGGACCGCCAUGGAAAGCGCCAGUCCUUCAGUUUUCACAAAAACCAACGACGAGGGCGUCGAGAGGGUACAAAAAGGCAAGAAUCUAUACGCCUUUUUAAUGGAGUCUACCACAUUGGAGUACAAUGUGGAGCGCAAGUGCGACCUGGUGCAGAUCGGUGGCUGGCUAGACUACAAGAGCUAUGGCAUAGCAAUGCCCUUUAAUUCUCCGUAUCGCAAACAGAUCAGUGCGGCAGUGCUGAAGUUGGGCGAGCUUGGUCAGCUGGCGGAACUAAAGCGAAAGUGGUGGAAGGAGAUGCACGGCGGCGGGAACUGCGAAAAGAGCGACGAAGAUGGAGGAGACACGCCCGAGCUUGGAUUGGAAAACGUGGGUGGAGUCUUUCUGGUGCUGGGUCUCGGCUUGUUUGCAGCAAUGGUUCUAGGAUGUACGGAGUUUCUCUGGAACGUGAAAUCGGUAGCAAUUGAAGAAAAGAUCUCGCUUAAGGAGGCUUUUAAAUCAGAGGCUUUGUUUGCGGCUAGAAUAUGGAUAACCACUAAACCUGUACAUACAAGUUCUGGGUCUGGAAGCUCAACUUCGUCCAGUUCCUCGUCGAGCCGCUCCAAGCAUUCUUUCAAGUCGCAGGGAUUGUCAAUGAAAAGUCUUAAAAGCUCAGGAUAUCAGGACGUAGAAGCUUCAGUCCACAGCAAACUAAAGAAAAUCGGGUCCAUGUUCUCACUAAAGUCACAGAAGACAGUCACUCCACCUCCAGAGAUAGGCUGGAAACUGGACAAGUCAACACAAAUCGACGCUCUUCCAACUUCUGAUGGAGAUCUCGAAUUGAUACCAGAGGUAGAAACACGUCUACCACAUCGGCACCAUCAUCAUCAUCAUCAUCGCCAUCAUCAUCACCAUCAUCAACCCGAUCAGGAGCAUGAUGGGAAUCCCUCGCCUCCUGAGUAAUAAUUUUGUAAAAGAAUUUUACCCUCGGAUUAAGAAUUUUUUCAGAGCGUACUUUUGUUCUUAGAUACUUGAUGUAUAAAUUUAAAUUCGCUCAAUUAAGAAAUUCUUUUGUGUCGCCACCCAAUAUUGACAAAAUAAACGGUACCAAUUAAAAGCGGAA